CCUACAUUCCAAAAUCUUAAUACGUUGACUUUCACAAUAAACCCAAUCAUCUUCAGAUCAAAACGAAUUAUUGCUUUUUUUUUUUAAAUUUCUUCCCUUUCAAAGCGACUUUUCAAUUUAGGUUUCAAGCUUUCACCAUGAAGGGUUGACCGCUUUUAGAAUCUCCUUAGAAUUAAGGAGGGUGGCUUUGAUAAAUAACCAAUUUUAAGUGGAGGGAAAAAAAAUAAUUUUUAUUCUCAGAUUGUAGAGUCAUUUCUUGAUUUUGGUUUUCAAUUUUUGGAGGCUGGAGAUGGCUGUACGGCAGGGAAAUUCUGAAGGUAACGGUGUCUCAGGGUCAACAGGAGCUUGCCUUUUUGAUCUCUUCUGCUCUGAAACACCAAGUUUGAAUUCCCAAAGUCAAAGAAGCCAAUGGCUACCUCAUGUAACUCCACAAGAAAGGCUCGACAAUCUGAUGCGUCAAGCGGGGAACAGGUUCUGUGCCGAUUGCGGAUCAUCAGAUCCAAAAUGGGCGUCUUCAAGUCUUGGAGUAUUUAUUUGCAUCCAAUGUUCUGGCAUACAUAGAAGCCUAGGAGUCCAUAUAUCGAAGGUUCUAUCGCUGAAACUAGAUGACUGGACAGACGAACAAGUUGAUGAAUUGGUGAAAUUGGGUGGAAAUACAGUAAUCAAUAAGAGGUAUGAAGCUUGUGUCCCAAAUAACAUUAAAAAACCAAAACCGCAUUCUUCCAUCGAAGAGCGUGCAGAUUAUAUCAGAAGAAAAUACGAACUUCUACAGUUUUUGGAUACGGAGAAAAAUUUGCAAUGCUCCUUUCCACUAUCUCCACAAAGAUAUUUAACAUGCUCCCCAAGCAACGCUGCUUCCUGUGGGUUUCAAAUGGACAAAAGACAUUACGAAAAGCAAACAACUAAAGCUCGUAUUGGGACUGCACUCCGACACAGCUGGGGAAGAAAGGAAUCCGAGCAUAAGAUUUCAAAGAAGAGUACUUCGUUGGCAGGUAUGGUUCAAUUUGUUGGGUUGAUCAAGGUUAAUGUCGUUAAAGGAACUAACCUGGCUGUCCGGGAUGUUGUGACUAGCGACCCUUAUGUCAUGCUUUCUCUUGGUCACCAAUCGGUGAAGACUCGUGUCAUAAAGAACAACUUGAAUCCAGUUUGGAAUGAAAGCUUAAUGCUCUCGAUUCCAGAGCACGUUCCUCCUCUUAAAGUGGUUGUGUAUGACAAGGAUACUUUCUCGACCGAUGAUUUUAUGGGCGAGGCUGAAAUAGACAUUCAACCUCUAGUAACUGCUGCAAAGGCAUACGAGAAAUCUUCGAUCAACGAGUCAAUGCAGCUCGGAAAAUGGGUAGCAAGCGGCGAAAACACUCUUGUUAAAGAUGGUAUCAUCACCCUAGAAGAAGGGAAGGUCAAACAAGAGAUACAGUUGAGGUUACAGAAGGUUGAGCGAGGAGUUUUAGACAUUGAGCUUGAAUGUCUUCCUCUUACUCAAUAGAUGGCAUUUUUUUUGUUUUUGUUUUUUUUUUUGCAGCUUCAUUGAUAGGAAUAUCUCUGUGUAUAUCUCUCUGUAGAAUGUCUUGUCUCAGCUUUACUUUGUACAAUUUUCUGAGACUGACUUUUCCUUCUGUAGAUGAACAAAUAUGAAUUAUCAUCAGUAAGAGCUUAUUUGUGGAAGCUUGGAUAA
Arachis duranensis is the source of this 1672-nucleotide messenger RNA. RefSeq names its product probable ADP-ribosylation factor GTPase-activating protein AGD11. NCBI's taxonomy places the organism in Eukaryota, Viridiplantae, Streptophyta, Magnoliopsida, Fabales, Fabaceae. The record is from RefSeq and is a predicted model, not a curated record. The transcript is spliced from 10 exons. Bases 290 to 1483 code for a protein of 397 amino acids. Gene Ontology annotation, molecular function: GTPase activator activity; phospholipid binding.